Malaclemys terrapin pileata is the source of this 545-nucleotide messenger RNA. It is a transcript of the gene CFAP141, whose product is annotated as cilia and flagella associated protein 141. The record is from RefSeq and is a predicted model, not a curated record. NCBI's taxonomy places the organism in Eukaryota, Metazoa, Chordata, Testudines, Emydidae.
AUGGUGACCAGGGAGCCAAACGGUAACGGGACGGCAGCUGCCCCCAGCCCCAGCGCCCGCCCCGUGACAAUGGCACCUGGCCGGGAAAAACUGGGCAAGAGCAGCAACGCCCCCUCACUCCAGCAGCUCCUGAGGGAAGAGGAGCUGCUGAAGAAGGAGGAUGACUACCAGAAUCUGGUUAAAAGCUGGCAGUGGGGCCGUGUCCUCUGUCUCCAGAGGGAGAAGCAGGAGGAGAAGAGGCUGGUGAAGGGCUGCCAGAACCUGCGGGCCGGCGUUGCAGAGGAGCUUCGCUUCGCGAACAAGGCGCUGCUGAUGGUCCGGCGCGCGGCCCUGCGCUACCUUCUACACUGCGAACACCUGCAGCACCAGCGGGAGCUGAACCAUGGGGGGAAGUCCUUCUAUGUGGAGAGGCUGUGAGCGCCCAGCUCUGGGGAGCUGCAACCUGCCCACACCGGCCCCCUCGCUCCGCCAAACUGCGACCCACAGCGGCCCAGGUUUCCAGGGGACCCCAGGCUCUGCACCUUACAGCACUUCCCCGUCCCGCC